Molecule: messenger RNA, 906 nt
Organism: Talaromyces stipitatus ATCC 10500
Lineage: Eukaryota; Fungi; Ascomycota; Eurotiomycetes; Eurotiales; Trichocomaceae
Product: 2,4-dienoyl-CoA reductase, putative
Exons: 3
Coding region: 1-906 (301 amino acids)
Cellular component (GO): cytosol
Molecular function (GO): oxidoreductase activity
Source: RefSeq, a predicted model, not a curated record
AUGCCGCCACCCAGAGGAGUCCUAAAUACACUUGAAGCCCCCGGAGACUAUGAUGUGACAUCCACGGUCCAUAGCGACACCUAUCCUGCAAUUGACCCAACCAAACUCGACUUUUCCGGAAAAGCUGUGAUCAUCACCGGAGGCUCACGAGGGAUAGGGCGCGCAAUUGUCCUAGCAUACGCAAAAGCCGGCGCAUCAUUCAUCGCUGCUGGUGCCCGUUCAGGUACCGCCGAACUCGCCUCCGAAGUCGAGAAAGCUGCCAAAGAAGCCAAUCGUCCACCUCCAAAGUACCUCCCACUUAGUGUCGACAUGUCCAGUCGUGAAAGUGUAGAGAAAGCAGCCGCAGAGUUCGAGAAAGAAUUUGGCAGAUGUGAUAUCAUCGUCAAUAACGCCGGAAUAUUUGGUGGUUUUCAACUAAUUCAAGAUUACGACCCGGAUACGUGGACUAAUAUAUUUGACGUGAAUGUUCGAGGCCCCUUCCUCAUUACCAGGGCCCUUCUUCCCCUGAUGCUCAAGACUGGAAUUGCAUACGUGGUCAACGUUUCUAGUGCCGGUGCACUCUUGACUAAUCGUACUUUGAGCGCGUAUCAAAUUUCCAAGACGGCAGCAACCAGACUCUCGGAAUUUAUCAAUGAGGAAUACUCUGAAAAGGGUAUACUUUCUUUUAGCGUCCAUCCAGGUAAUGUCAUUACCGAUAUGGCGACUACUAUUGGCGUAGAUAAAUCUCCGGAGUUUAAGCAUAUCUUCGUGGAUACUCCCGAGCUUUGUGGGAAUACGUUGGCAUUCCUCACCUCUGAGAGAGAGACUGGGUUGGAGGGAGGUUUAUCAAUGUCACAUGGGACAUGCCUGAACUCAUUGCAAAAAGUGACACAAUUGUCAAGGAGAACCAGCUCAGAAUUACAAUAA